Molecule: messenger RNA, 1159 nt
Organism: Magallana angulata
Lineage: Eukaryota; Metazoa; Mollusca; Bivalvia; Ostreida; Ostreidae
Exons: 5
Coding region: 270-863 (197 amino acids)
Source: RefSeq, a predicted model, not a curated record
AUGGCCACAAUCAUCCGGACCUCUUGAUUAACAAACACAACUAACCGACAACGUGUUAUAGAAUCAAUACAAAGCAGGACGAUGCAUUUGGAAAAAAGACUAAUCCGGAAAACAUCAACUUUUUUGUUUGUUUUUUCGUGACGUCGUCUCGAUGCGCAUCAUAAUGACAUGACGUCAUAAACGUCGCGAACUAUUAUCGUUGUCAAUCGACAGAUAAACACACGCUCUUAUCGGCAAAAUCAAUUGCAAGGAUUCUAUUACUGAUCAAGAUGGAGAAAGCAGGGUUCGAGGGUCGGUUGCGUUCACUGUUGGUGGACUACUUGUCCUCCACAAACACACGGACAAUGACGCCUGUGAGGAAACACAUUCUGCAGCUGGUGAUGUUUCUGUAUGGAGAGGAGAAUUUUGAUCAACUUGGUAGAUUCUCUUACUCCAAGAACAAAGAAGUUGCUGAUCAACAAAGGAAGUACGUUUUGUUCGGCUUUCUCUUCAUGGAGGCGUUGAAGAAACACACGGUGACAGAGACGGACUUGACCACCCUCCAGAGAAUGUGGGGGCAGCAUAUCCUGUCCCUGGUUAACAACGAAAUGACAAAGACAGCUGAAAGAUACGAAAGGAUUCUUCAUAACAGCGAGGAGACAAUUUUUAACAUCAAACGAUUUCAGCGAAAUCUGGAAAGAACGAAAGCAAGCGAACCAAAUACAGAGAGCCUAUCCAUUGGUCACGUGACAAUGAUUAAAGUCUGUCCGUUUCGCUUUAGAAGACCCAGGUUAUUUGAGAGAAUUGCAAUGUCACUGAAGAAAAAGUUUGGCCGAGGAGAUUCGAAAGACUUUUUGAUGUUGAAGUUCCAUGGCAUUCAGUAAAUGUGGCGUUUUAGUCACUUGAUUAUAUGGAUCUCAGUUGUGGCGUUUUAGUCACGUGGCAAUUGGACUUUGUUUUUGUUGUGGUGCUUUUGUCACCUUUACCAUGUGGCGUUUUAGUCACUUAGGGGAGGGGUUGGGGUGUUGUGGCGUUUUAGUCACCAAUAAAGUCAUUUAAAAUAUCUGUUAAUUGUGUUUUCUUGCUUUUUCAAAGAUUAUUUUAUUUUCAAAUUUUAUGAAAAUUUAGAAGAAAAAUGCUUGCUUGGCAUACUUGUAUAUUCAAUAAAAUUACAGCUUAA